CGGUCUGUUUAUACAUGCGCACGAAUGCACGGCUGGUCGCCUCUCUGAAAAACCAAAAAGGCUUCAGAUUAGCAGCAAUGGUGUCUUCCCAUGCCGCCGUCGUCUUCCUCGUCGCCGCGUCGUCGCUCGCCGCCGUCGCCCUCUCACAGGGCGAGGCGAACAAGAAGACGGCGGCGGAGUACAGCUACGUGGCAGGGAGCAAGCUGGGGCCGGAGAACUGGGGGAAGCUGAGCCCGGAGUACAAGCUGUGCGGCGAGGGGAAGAAGCAGUCGCCCAUCGCCAUCGUCGCCAAGCAGGCCACCCCCAACCCCACCCUCGACUCCCUCAACCGCACCUACAACGCCGCCGACGGCACCCUCGUCAACAACGGCAAGGACGUCAUGAUGACGUUCGAGCCCGGCAAGGUCGGGACGGUGACGGUGAGCGGCAAGGUGUACAGCUUCAAGAGGGUGAACUGGCACGCGCCGGCGGAGCACAUCAUCCACGGGGUGAGGCACCCGCUGGAGCUCCACCUGGUGCACGCCGCCGCCGACGGCAGCCUCGCCGUGAUCGCCAUCCUGUACAAGUUCGGCGCGCCGGACUCCUUCUACUUCCAGCUGAAGAAGAAGCUGGCCGAGCUCGCCGCCGACAAGUGCAACUUCGGCGAGGACGACUCCCAGGCGGCGCUGGGGCUCGUCCACAUGCGGUCGCUGCAGAAGCGCACGGGGAGCUACUUCCGGUACGUCGGGUCGCUGACGGCGCCGCCGUGCACGGAGAACGUCGUCUGGAACGUCCUCGGCAAGAUCCGGCAGAUCAGCAAGGAGCAGGUCGGGCUCAUCACCACGCUGCUCCCCGCCGGCAACGCCCGGCCGCCGCAGCCGCUCAACGGCCGGACCGUGCAGUUCUACAACCCGCCCAACAGCACCAUCUCCUUUGAGAUGUAGAUACGUGGGUCUGGCAGGCCCAAUGGGCCCAUAUAUUUUUGGGGAAUAAGUUCACUAAAGGUCACUUAACUUAGCGUCAAGUCAGUUGGAGAUCCCUUAAUCCUAAAACCGGAAAUGUAUACUAUUAAACUUGUAUAAACCGUUUAAAAGGGGUCCUUUGGCAGUAUUGACUCAAAUUUUAUCCGGUUUUCCUGACGUGACGUAGGGUAGGUCCCACGUAUCAGUUUUUUUUAAUU
Molecule: messenger RNA, 1159 nt
Organism: Oryza brachyantha (malo sina)
Lineage: Eukaryota; Viridiplantae; Streptophyta; Magnoliopsida; Poales; Poaceae
Product: alpha carbonic anhydrase 7
Exons: 3
Coding region: 15-923 (302 amino acids)
Molecular function (GO): zinc ion binding; carbonate dehydratase activity
Source: RefSeq, a predicted model, not a curated record